AUGGCCGACCCAAACGAGUCUCUUGUUGAAAUUGUUGGAAAGGACAAAUUUAUCACCAAAUCAGACGAUGAGGUCCUCGAUCUCUUCAAAGACGCCUUUAAGACUGAGCUCAACCAUCUAAAGAAUGCAAGCCCAACCGUGGAAUCCGGUGCAACGAAGAAAUGGGAGUGGACACCAUCACAGAGCGUUUUCGGGGAGGAUUUCCACGAAGUGAACCGAACACUAACCAGCAUGUUGGCCAUCAAAUGGGUGCUGGCGGGCGACUAUGAGACGUUCACGAGCGGCCAAAAUGACAGGAAGCUCGAGCAGGGCUCUUUCAUGAAGCUGCGGGAGUUCUUUCGCGCUCGAUUGCAUACACCAGACGAUAUUUAUGCUCUUAUUGUUGCAAUUGCGAUUGACGAUAUCGGGAAGGACAAAGCUCUUGCGGAGAGGGUGGGAAUCCCAGAAAAGAACCACGGGGAAGUGCUGCUCAAAGCCGUGAAGAUGAAACUCGUGCCCGCAUUGGAAACAAUCACAGACCUAGUUAAGAAAAAUAUUAUCGUCCAGAGCCUGAGGAUCGGCUCGAAACUUGAUAUUUCGCAAAUAGUCCAGGGGGAAACAGUCCCGCACAGCAUGCUUGCUCUAGAUGAUGGCCAAGGGCUUCAGGAUGCAUUCGAUAUCAAGGCUAUGGUAACAUUGCUGGACGUGGGAGGGGCUGCUGCACAUAGUGACCCACGCGGGUGCAUUGUGAUGACGCAACCGAUAUUCAGUCACUAUAUAAAGGCGAUCGAGCUCUUAGAUGAAUAUCGCAAGAUGGGAAACCCAGACUGGCCCAAAUGCUACAACGAGUACCUGGCUUACCGUGCUGAUAUUCUGAAGGCCGAUGGGUUCGCUUCAUUAACUACCAACAACUUGGAACAACGUGCGCUUCUUCGACUUCUUUGUAUGGGGCGAGUGGAGACAAGGGAAAAGGCGGAGCAGUUUCACAAUGCUUUUUCGAAGUUGCCAUCUUCUACGAAAACGGAUCUGGUGAAGGGACUCACUGUAAAUGGCAUUGAAGAUGGUACCGCCAUUCUUCCCUACUACGCACCCGGCAUCCUGUCAGAGGUGCUGAGGAAUAUGCCAGAAGGGAGAAUGGUCCAGUAUCUGAAAGUCUUUAUGAAGUUCCUGGCUGGAGUAUAUGAUGGCUCCGAACCUGAACCUGGCAAGCCAGGUGCCCUUGAAGAACGUGACUUGGCCCCGAUGCAGGAUAUGGUCAAAAGCUCCGAAUUCAAAGAAGAUCCAGAACUCUUAGUGAGGACCCAAUUAUCAUAG
Messenger RNA from Aspergillus bombycis, 1293 nucleotides. RefSeq lists its product as uncharacterized. Lineage: Eukaryota; Fungi; Ascomycota; Eurotiomycetes; Eurotiales; Aspergillaceae. The coding region runs from base 1 to 1293 and encodes 430 amino acids. The transcript has a single exon. The record is from RefSeq and is a predicted model, not a curated record.